Dimorphilus gyrociliatus is the source of this 1368-nucleotide messenger RNA. The record is from the annotation of a GenBank genome assembly. Lineage: Eukaryota; Metazoa; Annelida; Polychaeta; Dinophilidae.
UGUCUAAUGAAUAUUAAUUACUUGGGGUAUAUUAAAGCUAGAGCCGGAUUGAGAUCUGCAGUAAUCGAUUGACCACUUCAUUAAGGUUUUGAGAUUGGAAAAAAGUCUUAUUUGCUCCUUCAGCGACGAUCAGUGUAUUAACCGGACUACUUUUCAGGUAUAAUCUCGGCCAUUUGCUGAUAGAUUUAGCAUACCCCUAAUAAUCUGUUCUAAAACGAAUAGAAUCUGCCUUAAAGUAGUCGUAAGAACCUUUUGUUAACGAAUAUUUUCAGAUUAGAUCAUAAACUUUAUAACAUAAUUAAGAAAGUUAUUGAUUUUACAGAAUAUUCUUGAGUUAACGUAAAAAAAAACUUUUUUUUUUUAUUUCAUACGGAUUGGGUGCAAAGAGCCCAAAAGAAUUUUUUAGCACUUUUCUCUUGUUUCAGUCAUUACGUUUAGAUUUAUAUUUGCGAAAAUGAAAGAAACAAAUCACUUGGCAUCUCAAGUUCUUAAAGAUUUAGGAUCGGACACGGAAAGAUUGGAAACGUUAAGUUCUAUAGCGGUUGGCAAUGAAACACAGCAAGGCGUCGAAGCUGCUUCUACAGCCAUAAUUACUCCAGACAAUGCAGAUUCUACGUCAAAGCAGAAGGAAAGUGGUAUGUUGGUGAGAUUAUUUAACGAAAUAAACAGUUUGACAGAAAAUUCAGAAAAAGAAAAUGGCGAAUCUGUCGAUGAGAACGGUAAUGUUCAAAAAUUAACCGAUGAAGCAGGUAAGGAGGAAAGCGCUUCGGAACUGCCGGAAGAAUCAUCUAGUACUACCAGUAAUACUACUACUACUACUAAUACUAAUACUACGAAUACUACUCGUGUACGACGACGAAAGCAAGAGCACCCGUUUAAGAGUCCAGAGAAAAAUGAUCCAAAUUUUCGAGGUGUUCAUUUCUACAUGCAGAACCAUCUAACAAAGGACAGAACUGGAAUUGAAUUUUGCAUAGGGGGACGAUUCGAUUGCAGGCGACCUGGAAAAAGACGUCAAAGUGAGGUUAUAGGGGCGAAGUGUUUAAUAGUAGGAUCGUACGAGUAUCUAGAGAGAAAGCGGAAAUCAAGGCGUUUGAAUCGAAAAUCAUUUGUGAAGGAAUGCGCAUCUUGUCGGUCGAGGAAAACGCCUUUAUGGAGAGAUGUCGAGUCGGUACCAUUAUGCAACGCUUGCGGUAUUAGAUUCAAGAAAUACAAGUUACGAUGCGAAAACUGCUGGUCCGUUCCACGCAAGGAGAAAUCUAGAUUUCCGUGCGAGCAAUGUGGCGGAUCUAUUCAAGAUUACAACUAAAUAUCUAUGCAUUUUUGUCAAGGGAAUCGAAAUUGUGCCAUCCUCCUGGUGCCGGCUUCGAC